UAUAUAUUAAAUAUAAAAACAAUUUAUCAAUGCAAUAUGGCAAACCAUAGUUGACUAAUGAAUAUGUAAUGUAACAUCAAAAUAGAAAUUUCGCGAGACAAAUGCAAUUGUUUAAAUAAAUAACCUUAAAAAAUAUAUAUUUUAAAAAAUGAAUACCAUCUAUCUCUUCGAACGCUUGAAAGCAACUGCUACAGACGUUUGCUGCAAUUGCCUAUUAUAUACAUACUUUUUAGUUGAGUUAUAUUUCACGCAAAUUUAAAGUUGCCUCAAUUUUAUGAUCGACUUCUUAUAGUAAAUAAAAUUUUUCAAUCAUAAAAUUAUUAGAUGUAGUAAUACAUAUUUAUGUAUUCAAUUAACUUCUUUCAAAUAUAUACUGAUCGAACAAAAACACUUUAUAGAACAAAGAAUCUAGCGAUUAAGUGAAAUGACUGGAGAAAGUCAUUGCAUGUAUUUUGUGAAGAGAAAAAAACGUUAUUGCCGUAUGGUAGUGAAGGAAGGAAAGAAGUAUUGCGGCGAACAUCAACCAGUUUCAUUAGAAUUUAAUCAUUCUGAUAAAGAAGGAUCUGAAAAUAAACGAAUAAAAUGUCCACUUGAUCCGACACAUACAUGUUAUGAGUCUAAGCUAACUAAACAUUUGAAAGUAUGCAAUGCAAAACGCUUGAUUGAUGCACAACCAUCAUUUAUCGUAAAAGGAAUUAAUGCUAAUAAAACUUACGAAGCACCACGACACAUACCGCUCUCUGAAUUAAAUGACCUUAUAAUAAAUACAGUUAUAGACAAAGUAAAAACUGUUUACGAAAAGUUACCCCAAUUUCAUAAAAUAGUAUUGGAACAUCCAAUACUUAAAGAUAAAAUAAAUAAUAAUUCUUGUGGAAAAACUAUUAAAAAACAUCUCUUACAAAAUUCAUCAUUAUUAUCACACUUGGAACGUGUAAAUCUUAUAAAAGACAAUACAUGCUUCAUUGAAUUUGGAGCAGGAAAGGGUAAACUAACUUAUUGGUUGGGCCAAAUAGUGAAGCAUAAAAAAGACUGUUGUAUUUUAUUAGUAGACCGUUCAAGUCACAGACAUAAGAGUGAUAAUAAAUUGAAAAAUGAACAAUCUUCUCUCUUAAUAGAAAGAAUACGUGCUGACAUUGCUGACUUGAAACUGAAUGAUAUAACAGGAAUUAAGAAAUUUGAACGUAAAGUUGGUAUUGCAAAACAUUUGUGUGGAGCAGCUACAGAUUUAACUCUAAGUUGCUUAGUUCAAGCAAUGCAAAAUGAACCUAAAUGCAAUGUCACUGGUAUAAUCAUUGCAUUUUGUUGCCAUCACAGAUGUGAAUAUGCAUCAUAUGUUGGGAAAGAGUAUUUAGAACAGUCUGGAUUUACAGCAAAUGAAUUUACAAUUUUAUGUAGCAUUGCUAGCUGGGCAACUUGUGGCUCUGAUCUAAACAAGACAAUUAAUACUCCAGAAAUUCAAAAUGAUUCAGGAGAGACAAGAACAAACAUAAAAACUUUAACCUCGAGUGAAAAAGAACAAAUCGGCCGAAAAGUAAAUUCAUUAUUGAAUUGGGGUCGCUUGGAGUACUUAAAAAAAGUUGGAUUUCAAACUAAUCUAAUUUAUUAUACCACUACCGAUGUAUCACUAGAAAAUAUGUGUAUUGUGGCUACAAAAGAUGAAAUAUAAUAGAGAAUUAAUAUAAACAAGUAACAUGAAAUAAAUGGCUUAACUUUAAUUUAAAUAAACUUUUAUUAUAACAAAA
Messenger RNA from Bombus huntii, 1742 nucleotides. RefSeq names its product tRNA:m(4)X modification enzyme TRM13 homolog. Gene Ontology annotation, biological process: tRNA methylation. NCBI's taxonomy places the organism in Eukaryota, Metazoa, Arthropoda, Insecta, Hymenoptera, Apidae. The transcript has 6 exons. The coding region runs from base 425 to 1666 and encodes 413 amino acids. The record is from RefSeq and is a predicted model, not a curated record.